Cladophialophora immunda is the source of this 1176-nucleotide messenger RNA. RefSeq lists its product as uncharacterized. The coding region runs from base 1 to 1176 and encodes 391 amino acids. NCBI's taxonomy places the organism in Eukaryota, Fungi, Ascomycota, Eurotiomycetes, Chaetothyriales, Herpotrichiellaceae. The transcript has a single exon. The record is from RefSeq and is a predicted model, not a curated record.
AUGGUCGCCGACGCCCGCACCCUCGCCAUCGAAACACUAUGCGAUAUCCGCCUCCACAGAUCCUUUAUUCUACCUGCUUCCGUUGUGCCCAAUGUUGGACAGGAUCUACGAAUCACCUACUCAGACCUUGGAUAUCGUCCAGGUAGCACCAGGAAAUCGAGUGACGGCGACGACGGAGAUGCUGAUCCAGAUCCAUGCGUCGUCUUCUUUAUCGGUGGUCUGUUGGGUGGGCGUUAUCCGCUCUGUCGCUCAGCCAACAUUGCUCGACGUCUCAAGAUCCGCAUCAUCUCCAUGGAUAGACCAGGCCUUGGUGGCUCCACCCGAGUUCCUCUAGACCAACGUGUGGCAGUACAGGUCGCCGCUGUUCCUGCUCUGCUAAAUCACUUGGGGAUCAGACAUGUCACGCUAGCAUCCCAUUCUGGAGGAGGCCCGUACCUGCUCGCAACUCUUCUGGCGCAUCGUGGAUUGCUGCACCCUAAACGGCCUCAUGUCGUCUUGCUUUCUCCAUGGGUCCACCCGAAGGAAGGUGGUGCGCGUUUGAUGCAGGUUGCUGCACUGCUGCCGCUUCAGGCGAUUGGCAAGUUCCCUUCGUGCGCUAGAGCUAUCAGCCGUACUUUUGCGUUCAGCUCGGGACUGCGUGGCGAAUUUCAAAGCAAAUCGGCCACCGCCGUCGCGACCACGACUGGAGAGAUCGAUGGUCGGAAUAACAGCGAAAAUUCAUUUGAGAAAGCUCUUCUUACUGAAAUGGAGGCCCUAGUCAUGAAGUACAUGUUCGCUGAAGAUAUUCAAGGCUCCGCGGACGAUGCCAUUUUAUAUCUGCGGAAACACGUGCACACGGUGAUCACGACAGGAAAUACCGGCACUGUGCAAGGCAAGGACUGGCUUGACAGCCGGACUCUUGCUGACGCAGUCGUCGAGCAAGAAAAAAGCCUGAAUCAUAGCACCAUCGACUCUGAGCACCUUCACGUCGAUGCGCUACAUUCCGAAAACGACAUUCUGAUUCGCCCAAGUGGGUCAAGACACUUUGAUGACUGCUGGGCGAGUGCUGUUUCACAAUCGAAAGUCAGCUUCAACUCCAAGAUCAUUAAGGGUGUCAGUCACGAUUCCAUCCUAGAUCCUAUCCACGGUGCCAUCGAGACUUGGCUCCAGUGUGUGGCACAGCGAUGGUACAGUUAG